Messenger RNA from Perkinsus marinus ATCC 50983, 417 nucleotides. RefSeq names its product Protein YIPF5, putative. The transcript has 6 exons. Bases 1 to 417 code for a protein of 138 amino acids. Gene Ontology annotation, cellular component: trans-Golgi network. The record is from RefSeq and is a predicted model, not a curated record. NCBI's taxonomy places the organism in Eukaryota, Perkinsozoa, Perkinsida, Perkinsidae. Gene Ontology annotation, biological process: endoplasmic reticulum to Golgi vesicle-mediated transport; vesicle fusion with Golgi apparatus.
AUGCAGGACACAGAUCUCGGAGGUCCACUAUUGAUCGCGGCUGCCUUCGGUACCAUGCUAGUGCUUGCUGGAAAGGUCCACUUUGGGUACAUAUACGGUUUAGGGAUGGUUGGGUGUUUGGGUAUCUAUUGUUUGACUAACGUGAUGAGCCCCAAGCAGAACGGGAUUGACCUCUAUACUACGAUGAGCAUCUUAGGGUACGGAUUGCUCCCAGUAGUCUUCCUCGCUGCUGCUGCGGUGUUUGUGAAGUUCACGGGAGCAGUUGGGAUAAUAUUGACCGUUGUGAACGUGGUGUGGUGUACAUUGACUGCUAGUAGAUUUCUGGAAGCUGCAGUAGAUAUGCAAAACCAGCGAUGGUUGAUAGCUUACCCCGUGGCCAUGGUGUAUACCGUGUUUGUUAUCAUCACAGUCUUUUGA